AUGGAGACCUCUUUAACCCAGCCUCCGGGAGAGCCGCGCAAUGGGAUUACUCUACACAUUCUGUGCCAGUCUCUACCACCUCCAAAUCGGUUUACUCUCAAAGAUGUCUCACUAUCGACAACAAUUGCCCAGCUGAAGGGGCGGAUCGAAAAGGAUUUCCCUGGAAAUCCUCAGUCAUCGACUCAGAGAUUGAUAUAUCGAGGAAAGCCCCUCAGGGCCGAAGACGCCGCACUAAGUACCAUAAUAGCAAUAGGAGAGGUAGGUGCACAAUCUCCAAUCUCUCACAUGGUAUUGGUUUUAAUGAAAGCUCUGCAGGAGUUCAAUGACAGCGAUAGUAUACAUCUUGUCUUGCCACCCGAGCCCGCCAGAAUAGAGAAACCUCCGGUGGCCCCGAGCACCUCGCAUGCCUCACUCGCAGACCUUGUAUCUCAAAGCUCUGCUCAAGUAUCCAACACGGCUGGCCAGUUGGGUACUCAUUCAUCGGAGCCGCCAACAAAUGCUCCAUCUAUUACUAACCUCGUCAGGCCUUCCCUUGGCACCGCGACUCCUCCAUACAGCGCUCUUCAGCAAAUUAUCAAUAACUCAUCACAGGGUCAGCCUUGGCCCAACCCACAUAUAUCAGAAGCGGAUGGUGCAGAGUUCUAUCCGCGAGUGCGCAUGAUUCGCAGCCAAGUUGAACUCAUAGAACGGCAAUUAGACCAGCUUACCGUGCCACCCAUGGAGCUUAUCAUCGACAUUCGCACCCAGCUGUUUGAAAUCCAAGACACGCGCUACGAAAGACGUGUUCCUUCCCCCGGAGUCAAUGAGUUAUUGACGCGUAUCCUCGCUGCCCAAGGACGAGCUCGUCUGUUAGAAUACAGAUCGCGGCAGCGGCCCUCCCAAGCCAGUGCAUCAAUGGAGUCUUCAAAUGCUUCAGGCUCAGCCGAAACGGACGCAGAGAUCUCGUCUUUUUACGUGCUAUCUUCACCAAGCGGGGAACAAAGCCUCAUCUACAGGCCACCAGCGCUCAACCCACGGUUUUCUACAGUACAGCCGCCGUUCCCUACCCGCACAAUUCCAGGCGGUGAUCCAGCUGCGGCACAACCAAACCCCAAUGCAGCAAUUGUGCAAAACGUCGUGCGUCAAGCAAUGCUCAACCAGCGACGUCGAGGCAACAACAUCGAACACAACGGCCUAGCACGACACAUACGCCGCAUCUGGCUAUUCACCCGACUCUGGUUCUUCUGCUAUCUGACCAGCGCCCCCGGGACCUGGAGACGGUAUAUCUUUGUCACUCUAGCCUUGUUGGUCACCUUUUUGUCCGAGACCGAUAUCCCACAGCAAUUCCUCCGAUCGGUUGUGGCGCCUGCUCAGCGUCAUCUGGAAAGCCUGGCACAUGUCGGUGGGCCAUUGGAUCCAUCUGCUCAGGCAACGAACGGGGGUCCGGGACUCAGUCUGUGGGAGCAGAUUCGCCGCCUGGAGCGGUCUGUUGUCCUUCUUGUUGCGAGUUUGAUUCCCGGGCUUGGGGAACGCCAGGUUCAGGCUCGGAAUGAUGCUGAGAGGGCACGCGAGGCUGCGGAGCAAGAACGCGUGCAGCAGGAGGCGGCGGCGCAGAGACAAGCUGAGGGGAAUGAUGGAGGGAGUGGUGAGCAGGGCCAGCAAGAACAGCAGGAACAACAUCAACAGGGUGAACAUCAACACAGCGAACAGGGUCAACAAGGUCAACAGGAUGAACAGGCUGGUCAGAAUGGUGGAUUCGUUGCUCCCCUUCCUGCUCAAACGGGGAACUCGGGCACAGGGGAUGAGUCCGGUAGUGCGUGA
Messenger RNA from Penicillium olsonii, 1800 nucleotides. NCBI's taxonomy places the organism in Eukaryota, Fungi, Ascomycota, Eurotiomycetes, Eurotiales, Aspergillaceae. The record is from the annotation of a GenBank genome assembly.